Messenger RNA from Moesziomyces antarcticus, 513 nucleotides. RefSeq lists its product as uncharacterized. The record is from RefSeq and is a predicted model, not a curated record. The coding region runs from base 1 to 513 and encodes 170 amino acids. NCBI's taxonomy places the organism in Eukaryota, Fungi, Basidiomycota, Ustilaginomycetes, Ustilaginales, Ustilaginaceae. The transcript has 2 exons.
AUGCAAGCCGCACACUUCAUCCCUUCCCACCUGCGCAGUGUCGUUGCGCAAGUCACUUCCGCUGCGUCCCCUAGGGAGGAUGCCGAGGCCCAAGCGUACUUCGGCCGACGCAGCAGAGCGGCUUCGGGAGACAAUACGCUUCGCAGCGAUGAUGUGGCGACUUUUGCACGUUCCUGCACCGGAGAGACUCAAACUCCCGCCAACCGCGCGUACCUCAUUCCGCCACACACAUGCUUUGCAAGCCACUGGGCGAUGCGAUUUCAUUUGUGGUCGGCUUCCGAAGGCCUCGCAGCCAACGUCGCGAAUGCAGCUCGAUUCGGCUCGACCUUGAGCCCACUCGAAUCGUCCGGCUCAACGCCUUGGAAUGAGCCGGAGUUUCAGAGCUUCACCAUGAGAGCGGCGGGGAUCAACCUCGAGCUAGAUGUCAGCGAGCAAGCUGAGCACCUGCUCCAUCAUCUCGUCAGUCUCGAUGUGGUUGCUCCACGUGAUGCCCUAAGGACAAGGUCCAUCUGA